AUGGGCUAAACCUGUACAAUGAAUACUUGUUGUACUAAGGAAGAGAUUUUAACUAUAAAAAAUUCUGGUAGAUCUCUAGAAAUCUAAACUAAAAAGUCAAAACAUUCUCAACAAAUAAAUAAAGAAGAAGAAAAAGUUGAGAAUAAAACAUAAAAAAAGAAAAGUGAUACUGUUUCUGAUUUAAUGGCAUCAUCACAACAUAGUAAGAUGUCCAUUAAGUAAAUUGAAAAGAAUCUUCCAAUUCAAAUUUAAGAUGCAAAUUAAAAUCCUAUUAUACAAAAGACUGUAGGAGUAGGAGAGAGAAUUAAGCUUUCAGUAAAAAAUGAUAUAAUAUCUAGGUAAUAUUAUUACCAAAUGGUGCAUAAUAUGAAGGAGAAUGGUUAGAAGGCAAGAGAGAUGGAUAUGGAAAAUAAUCUUGGCCAGAUGGAUCUAUAUAUGAAGGAGAAUGGAAAGAAGAUAAAUCUUGUGGAAAAGUAAAAUUGAAUAAAUAUAAAUAGGGAAAACUUAUACAUGCUGAUGGAGAUGUUUAUGAUGGGGAUUGGGUAGAUGAUGCUGCAAAUGGAUUAGGGACUUAUGUACAUGUUAAUGGGGCCAAAUAUUAAGGAGAAGUAUAGGUUUUAACACAUUAGUAAGUGGUUAAAUGAUA
Molecule: messenger RNA, 646 nt
Organism: Paramecium primaurelia
Lineage: Eukaryota; Ciliophora; Oligohymenophorea; Peniculida; Parameciidae
Source: the annotation of a GenBank genome assembly